AUGGGCAAUGGCGCUCGGAAUCGGAAGGAGGCGGCGGCGGAGGCGCCAGAGCGAAGAGGUGGCGGGUGGACGGUCAGGGGGCAGCGCAAAGAGGCGAUGGUAGGAACGGAGGCGGUUCUGGUGGACCGCAUCUCGGCGCUGCCGGACGACGUGCAACGGCGCAUCUUGACCCGCCUCCCGCUCAAGGACGUCGUCCGCUCAGCGGCGCUCGCGCAGGGGUGGCGCGACCUCUGGAAGAGCCGGUGGGCGGAGCCGACCUCCUGCCGCGACAUCCACCUCCUCCCCGGCGACAACUCGAGGAAGGCGCUCGGCUCGCUGGAGAGUGCCCCGCGCCGCCGCCUCGACCGCUUCUCCUUCGUCUCCGACAACGAGAAGCUCAGGCAACCGUACCUCAAGCGCUUCCUCGCGUACGCUGCCGAGUGCCGCGUCGAGGACCUCCACGUCGAGGUGCGUCGGAGCCUGGUCUUCCACCUGCCGCUGUCGAGCCCCCUCCUCGCGCACCUCUCCCUCCGCAACAUCGACAUGUACCACAUGUACUCCAAGGGCGCCCAGCCUUUCUACGCUCUCGAGUCCAUCCACCUCCACUCCGUCAACAUCGGUGUGAAAUUCAGCAAGGUCAUGGCGCUCUGCCACCGCCUCCACACUCUCGAUCUGCGCCGCUGCAACCACAUACUGUAUGGUGCCGAAGCCUGCACCCCACUCGGCCUGAGGAGAAUCACCGUCGCGGAGUGCAAUUACGGGGAGAUCAAGCUAGAUGUUGUGCCGGAAGUGGCGGGCCCACUUUGA
This is a messenger RNA of Setaria italica (foxtail millet), 786 nucleotides long. Its product is annotated as putative F-box/LRR-repeat protein At3g28410. The transcript has a single exon. Gene Ontology annotation, molecular function: protein binding. Bases 1 to 786 code for a protein of 261 amino acids. The record is from RefSeq and is a predicted model, not a curated record. Lineage: Eukaryota; Viridiplantae; Streptophyta; Magnoliopsida; Poales; Poaceae.